CAUCAUAACCAGUCCGGAGGAGGGGAAAAAAAGAGCCAAGAAGGUCCUCAUGUUCGGGCCACCAACAGAGCCGCAAAAGCAAGACUUCUCUGCCGCAUCAGGACGGAAUUAAAGCGGGGAAAUGAUGGCCGCUUACCAGAACCCGGACGACGACUCGAUCUUGAUGAUCCACGACAGCAACACCGGCAAGGAGAAGGAAAUGCCCAAAGAGGAGCCGGUGCUGGACAAAGCGCCGGAAAAGCCGGAUCCUUCACAGAAGCCCCCGUACUCCUACGUGGCCCUCAUCGCCAUGGCGAUCCGCGAGAGCGCCGAGAAGCGGCUGACGUUGUCGGGCAUUUACCAGUACAUCAUCACCAAGUUCCCCUUCUACGAGAAGAACAAGAAGGGCUGGCAGAACAGCAUCCGACACAACCUGAGUCUCAACGAAUGUUUCAUCAAAGUUCCGCGGGAGGGCGGCGGGGAGCGGAAGGGGAAUUAUUGGACUCUGGACCCGGCGUGUGAGGACAUGUUCGAGAAGGGCAACUACCGGCGGCGCCGCCGCAUGAAGCGGCCGUUCCGACCCCCGCCGUCGCACUUCCAGCCGGGGAAGGCGCUAUUCGGAGGGGACGGGUACGGCUACCUCUCCCCGCCGAAGUACCUCCAGUCCAGCUUCAUGAACAACUCCUGGUCGCUCGGGCAGCCGCCCGCCCCGAUGUCGUACACUUCCUGUCAGGUGACCAACGCCAACGUCAGCCCCGUCAAGGCUCUGUCCGCCCCGGCGUCGUACAACCCGUACUCCCGCGUGCAGAGCAUGGCGCUGCCCGGCAUGGUGAACUCUUACAACGGCAUGAGCCACCACCACCAUCACCCGGCGCACCCGCACCCGCACCCGCACCACUCCCAGCAGCUGAGCCCGGCUACAGCGGCGCCUCCCCCGGUUACGAGCGGCAACGGAGCCGGCCUUCAGUUCGCGUGCUCGCGUCAGCCGGCGGAGCUGUCCAUGAUGCACUGCUCGUACUGGGAACACGAGAGCAAACACUCCGCCUUGCAUACGAGGAUUGAUAUUUAAAUGUCACCACUUUUAUUUUAUUUUAUUUUAUUUUUCGCCAGGACGCGCCAGGUUGAGACAUUUCUAGUUGGACUGGUUUGGACCUAAUUGUUUUGUGUAAAUGAAACUUUUUUUUUUUUUGUUAUUCCCACGGAUUAUUGUGACCAUAACUUUUUACGCACGCCUUGACCAAAUCUUUCAUUACAAAAUCAGGGUUUUUAAUGUGUUUUCAUAUUAAAAGUGAUAAGAUAAAAAAAAAUGCGCCAGGGCCAGGUUUUCGCAUGUUUAUUUUUGUUUGUUUGUUUGUUUAAUAAAAGUGAUAUAUUGUUACAUUCAUCUUGGGGAAAUGUUUAAAUUUAAUUAGCACUUUUAAAAAAAAAUCUUUUAUAGGUUUGUGAAUUUCUGAAUAAAAAAAUGCUAAAAUACA
Molecule: messenger RNA, 1454 nt
Organism: Nerophis lumbriciformis (worm pipefish)
Lineage: Eukaryota; Metazoa; Chordata; Actinopteri; Syngnathiformes; Syngnathidae
Gene: foxl2a
Product: forkhead box L2a
Biological process (GO): cell differentiation; regulation of transcription by RNA polymerase II; anatomical structure morphogenesis
Molecular function (GO): DNA-binding transcription factor activity, RNA polymerase II-specific; RNA polymerase II cis-regulatory region sequence-specific DNA binding
Source: RefSeq, a predicted model, not a curated record